Molecule: messenger RNA, 1183 nt
Organism: Bursaphelenchus xylophilus (pine wood nematode)
Lineage: Eukaryota; Metazoa; Nematoda; Chromadorea; Rhabditida; Aphelenchoididae
Source: the annotation of a GenBank genome assembly
AUGCCUGAGUCAUUAUCAUUAUGGCGGAAAUUCUCGAGAAGCAAAGUGAAAUCCUCCCCAAAUUACCUGAGAUUGAUCCUCUUCUUUGUCUUCGGACUCUAUGUGACCAGUAAAGUUGUGGAUGUGAUCGGAUUUGUAAUGCAAACCGAAGAAUCUUACCCGGAAGCAGCCCCAGGCAUGGACAGUAUGAAUGUGGUGGCCAAGGAAUGUUCGGCUACAACCAAGAUCUGUUAUAAUGUAGUGGAUUACAGUUCAGAGUAGGCCUAAUUAAGAGAGAAACAGUUUGUUUUCAGCGUGCUCGGGUUGAAUGUAAACCGAGUAAUUUAUUUGAACGGGAUGGAGAAGGAAGUGGAUACGAUGGUCGCCCUUAUUCCAUUGCCCGGCCGCACUUUCCAUGAUUCUGAUACCAGAUUUUGGUCUGUCAAUCAUACAGUAAUCCAGUCACAGUACGUUGCCCUUAUUUGUAUCGCUCCUUUUGUGGUUGGGAGUGUCCCUUCAAUGAAUUCGGAUUACGGUAACGCCUCGGUUCUGAUGGUGGGUUUGGGUGGUGGGAGUGCCGACAUGUUUUAUCACACCAUCAGACCUCAGGUAAAUUAAAAAAUCAUUAGAAUACGCUGUUCUAGUGGAAUAUCACAGUUUAUGAGAUUGAUCCGACGGUUGUAAAACUGGCGAACAAAUGGUUUGGAGUUGUUGACGACGACUUUAGAAGGACGGUAAUCCAAGAUGGAGUUAUUGCCAUUAACGAAUCUGCCAGUAAAGGUAACUGAUCUCUUAAGUGUUAGGUACAACUAAUACAGGUCUGAAAUACGAUGUGAUUGUGCUGGAUGCUUGUGAUGAAGAUGGUCAGAUACCCUGUCCAGCGAAAACUUUUCUCCAACCACAUCUGUUGAAUAAUGUCAAGAGUAUGUUAACGAUCAAAGGUUGUUUGAUAGUGAAUGUUCUUCUCCUCAAUAAUCCUGAUAAGAAUCUGGGCACGGUGGAGAAAACUCUUUUGAACUUCUUCCCAUUGUGUGUUAAUCUACGACCAGAUCAAGAGACCAACGUUAUCUUUAUCUGUUUGCCAUACCGGAUACAAAAAAGUAAUCUGGAGAAUACGAAGAAACAAUGGGAAUCCGAGGCUUCACAGCUCAUGAGGAGAUUCGAUUUCCGCUUCCACACCUUCAUGGACGUUAUGGUCAAUUAA